AUGCUGCUAUUCUCGUACAUUAACAAAUCAUCAUUAGAAUAUGCUCAAGAACAAAAACAUAUUGAACUUGUACCAUUGCAUUUGGCACAUGUUCUCGUCGAAGACGAACAAGGUCUAGCGAGACAAUUAAUCAAAAAAGCGGAAUUUAAUGUUCAAGAAGUAUUGGAUGCCAUCGAUGUGAAACUACGUAAAUUAUCUAAGCAAGAUCCACCACCAUCGAAACUCUAUCCCAAUUCAUCGUUUAUGAAUGUAUUGAAACAGGCCAAGAAAUUAUCGAAAACACAAAAGGAUUCGCAUACAGCAAUCGAUCAUAUUUUGGUGGCUUUAUAUGAAGAUUCAGAUACAACAUCCGCUUUUGUUUCAGUUGGAUUGAGUAAAAAACGGAUGGAAGAAGUAGUGAAACAAGUCCGACAGAAUAAAAAUGUGACUUCAGCUAAAGCUGAACAAACUUAUCAAGCACUAGAAAAAUAUGGUCAUGAUUUAGUUGCUGAUGCUGAAUCAGGAAAAUUAGAUCCUGUUAUUGGUCGUGAUCAAGAAAUCCGACGAUGUAUCCAAGUUUUAUCACGACGAACAAAAAAUAAUCCUGUUCUUAUCGGUGAACCUGGUGUGGGAAAAACAGCUAUCGUUGAAGGUUUAGCACAACGUAUUGUUCAUCAAGACGUUCCCGACACAUUACCACGACGUUUAAUUGCAUUAGAUAUGGGUGCUUUAGUCGCUGGUGCUAGUCAUCGUGGUGAAUUCGAAGAACGUUUGAAAUCAGUAUUGAAGGAAAUCGAAAGUUCAAAUGGCGGAAUAAUUUUAUUUAUUGAUGAAAUACAUUUGGUUCUCGGCGCUGGAAAAGCUGAAGGUGCAAUGGAUGCAGCAAAUCUAUUGAAACCUAUGUUAGCUCGUGGUGAACUUCGUUGUAUUGGUGCAACGACAUUAGAUGAAUAUCGAAAAUAUAUUGAAAAAGAUCCAGCAUUUGAACGACGUUUUCAACAAGUUAUGGUUAAAGAACCAUCAGUUGCUGAUUGCGUAUCUAUUUUACGUGGUCUCAAAGAUCGUUAUGAAUCACAUUUUGGUGUCCGAAUUCUCGAUUCCGCUUUAGUCAUCGCUGCUCAACUAUCCAAUCGGUAUAUUACCAACCGAUUUCUACCCGACAAAGCCAUCGAUCUGAUUGAUGAAGCCUGCGCAAGUAUUCGUGUUCAAUUGGAUAGUCAGCCGGAAGUUAUCGACCAGUUGGAACGUCGAGAAUUACAAUUAGAUGUCGAAGCCACAGCUUUGUCUCAAGAAAAAGAUGAAGCAUCGAAGCAACGUUUAAAACAAGUCAAAGAAGAAUUGUCCAAAAUUCGUGAAGAACUGAAACCAUUGAAAUUACGGCAUCAAGCAGAAAAACAACGUGUCGAUGAAUUGAGAAAAUUGAAACAAAAAAUGGAAAAUCUCCAAGUUAAAAUGGCUCAAGCGGAACGUGAAAAGAAUUUAGCAUUAGUUGCUGAUAUGAAAUACGGAGCUAUUCCUGAUCUUGAAAAGAAAAUAGCUGAAACUGAACAUCGAAUUACCGAAGNAUUUAAAAUCCGACGAUGUAUCCAAGUUUUAUCACGACGAACAAAAAAUAAUCCUGUUCUUAUCGGUGAACCUGGUGUGGGAAAAACAGCUAUCGUUGAAGGUCUAGCACAACGUAUUGUUCAUCAGGACGUUCCCGACACAUUACCACGACGUUUAAUUGCAUUAGAUAUGGGUGCUUUAGUCGCUGGCGCUAGUCAUCGUGGUGAAUUCGAAGAACGUUUGAAAUCCGUGUUGAAGGAAAUCGAAAGUUCAAAUGGCGGAAUAAUUUUAUUUAUUGAUGAAAUACAUUUGGUUCUCGGCGCUGGAAAAGCUGAAGGUGCAAUGGACGCAGCAAAUCUAUUGAAACCUAUGUUAGCUCGUGGUGAACUUCGUUGUAUUGGUGCAACAACAUUAGAUGAAUAUCGAAAAUAUAUUGAAAAAGAUCCAGCAUUUGAACGACGUUUUCAACAAGUUAUGGUUAAAGAACCAUCAGUUGCUGAUUGCGUAUCUAUUUUACGUGGUCUCAAAGAUCGUUAUGAAUCACAUUUUGGUGUCCGAAUUCUCGAUUCCGCUUUAGUCAUCGCUGCUCAACUAUCCAAUCGGUAUAUUACCAACCGAUUUCUACCCGACAAAGCCAUCGAUCUGAUUGAUGAAGCCUGCGCAAGUAUUCGUGUUCAAUUGGAUAGUCAGCCGGAAGUUAUUGAUCAGUUGGAACGUCGGGAAUUACAAUUAGAUGUCGAAGCCACAGCUUUGUCUCAGGAAAAAGAUGAAGCAUCGAAGCAACGUUUAAAACAAGUCAAAGAAGAAUUGUCCAAAAUUCGUGAAGAACUAAAACCAUUGAAAUUACGGCAUCAAGCAGAAAAACAACGUGUCGAUGAAUUGAGAAAAUUGAAACAAAAAAUGGAAAAUCUCCAAGUUAAAAUGGCUCAAGCGGAACGUGAAAAGAAUUUAGCAUUAGUUGCUGAUAUGAAAUACGGAGCUAUUCCUGAUCUUGAAAAGAAAAUAGCUGAAACUGAACAUCGAAUUACCGAAGAAAACAAACAACAACAAGAUCGAUUAUUGACUGAAGUUGUUGGACCAAAUGCAAUUGCUGAAAUAGUCAGUCGAUGGACAGGCAUUCCUGUAUCGAAACUAUCUCAAACAGAACGUGAACGUUUACUGAAAUUAAGUGAACAUUUACAUAAGAAAGUUGUCGGACAAGAUGAUGCCGUUGAUAGCGUUGCUGAAGCUGUGCUUCGAAGUCGUGCUGGUCUGUCAAGACAAAAUCAACCCAUUGGUUCAUUCUUAUUUUUGGGUCCUACGGGUGUCGGUAAAACCGAAUUAGCGAAAACUUUAGCUUUGGAACUGUUUGACUCAACCAAAUCGAUGGUUCGAAUCGAUAUGAGUGAAUACACAGAAUCUCAUUCAGUUGCUCGAUUAAUCGGUGCACCACCAGGUUAUGUCGGAUUCGAACAAGGUGGUCAAUUGACAGAAGCAGUUCGACGACAACCUUAUGCAGUCAUUUUAUUUGAUGAAGUGGAAAAAGCACAUCCACAAAUUUGGAAUACUUUAUUACAAGUUUUGGAUGAUGGUCGUUUAACUGAUGGCAAAGGACGAACUGUUGACUUUACGAAUACAAUUAUUGUUUUAACAUCCAAUAUUGGUGCGCAGUACAUUUUGGAAGAUGUGGAACAUCCGACAAAGACCUCCGAUGGAAAACUAUCUCAAGCGAUCAAAGAUCGAGUUAUGAAAGAAGUUCGCCUCCAUUUUCGACCGGAAUUUUUGAAUCGUUUGGAUGACAUUGUCUUCUUCCAACCAUUGAAUGUCAAUCAACUUUCAUCAAUUGUUCAUCUUCAAUUAAAAUCAUUGGAAGAACGUUUGAAAGAACAAGAUAUUGCAAUUAGUCUAACUGAUAAAGCUAUUCAAUCAACACUUAAGAAAUCUUAUAAUCCAGGUAUGUUGGAAGAGAGAUCUUGA
Molecule: messenger RNA, 3480 nt
Organism: Adineta ricciae
Lineage: Eukaryota; Metazoa; Rotifera; Eurotatoria; Adinetida; Adinetidae
Source: the annotation of a GenBank genome assembly